UCCUUCCAGGGCUUCUCAGUAGCGUUUUUCUAGUUACCCGGAAGUAUAAUCCCUUCAAUUCAGACAUUUACUUUAAAUAAAUAACUAUAUAUUUAUUUAUUUAUUUAUUAGCGCCCCUUUCCCCCGUUUUUGUUGGUUCCCUCCGGACUCGGGGAGGCCCCCACCGUGCCAAGCGCUCCAAGGAGUCCGUUAGGCCUCGCAAGCAGGGGGCGACCCGGAAAUGGCUGGGUAUCCCGGAAGUCCGGCUCUCCCUGUCAGCAGGGACUAGGGGGAUGGCUGUGGAGCCCCGUCGAGCGCAGCUCCAGCCUCUCCCCCGCAGCCGCUGAGCCUGCCGUGCAUCUUCCCGGGGAGAAGCCGCAGCCGAGAAUGGCGGAGCUGGCGGCGGGCGAGGGGCCGCCGCGGGGGGGCCGCACCCCCAGCCCGCUCCCACCGGCUGGGCCGCCCAGUCCUCGCCCGGCCGCGGCUCCCGCCGGCCCGCCCCGCAGUCCCGAGCCCUCGGCGCCCGAUAGAGCCGUGCCGGCCGGCGGCGGCGGCGGAGGAGGAGGGGGCUCCAAGUGGGUCCGGCUCAACGUGGGCGGCACCUACUUCGUGAGCACCCGCCAGACGCUCUGCCGCGAGCCCAAGUCCUUCCUCUGCCGCCUCUGCUGCCAGGAGGGGCCCGAACUGGGCUCGGAUAAGGAUGAAACAGGGGCGUAUCUCAUUGACAGGGAUCCUACAUAUUUUGGUCCAAUUCUGAACUACCUCCGGCAUGGAAAACUCAUAAUAAACAAAGAGCUGGCAGAAGAAGGUGUGCUGGAAGAAGCUGAGUUUUACAACAUUGCAUCUCUAGUACGACUGGUGAAGGAGCGAAUACGCGACAAUGAAAGCAGAACUUCUCAAGGACCUGUCAAGCAUGUGUAUAGAGUUCUGCAAUGCCAAGAGGAAGAGCUCACCCAGAUGGUAUCCACUAUGUCUGAUGGGUGGAAAUUUGAACAGCUAAUCAGUAUCGGCUCUUCCUAUAACUAUGGAAAUGAGGACCAAGCAGAAUUUCUCUGUGUUGUAUCUAGAGAGCUCAAUAAUUCUACCAAUGGGAUCGUCAUAGAGCCUAGUGAGAAAGCAAAGAUUCUUCAGGAGCGAGGAUCCCGGAUGUAAUCUGAGCAUCUAAUUCUUUAAAACUCCCAGAUGUCAAAAAGGCAAUCUAGCUGGGCAGAGUAUUUUUCUUGCAGUCCAACCUUGCUUUUGUACAGUAAUCAAACUAACACAAAGCAAAGCUGAGCCUGCCCUGCCAGUGAAGAAUUAAUCCUGGUACAAACCAAAGGCUCGCCCCACCCCAGUCACAGAAAGUGAAGAGGACAGAAGAGACUCUUGCAGCUGGGUAGCCUGUUUACCCCACUACCUUUUUCUUUUUUCUAUUUCUUUUUUGUUCUUGGCAUUGAUGUGAUUUUUGUCUCUGGGGCAGUGUCUCUGGAGCCCUUUUGACUCCUUAAGCUAUCCCAGUCAUCAUUGGUCUGGAGUAAAUGAUAGAGAACUUUGGUUUUGAACAGUGCCAUUUAUUACAGUUAAAUCAGGAAGUUUAUCCCAGUUAGAUUUGCCCAUAUCUGAUUAGGAAAUCCAAAGUUCUUGGUCAGGGUUGCAGGGAGGAAUUAUGCCUCCAGUGGGGCCUUAGCUGAAGGGGUUUUUCUUUUGAUAACACUAAAUUAUGAGCUGUAGGCAUUUCUCACUGUUUGGUUUGGUCAUUGCUCUUCACACAUCUUUAAAAAUGUAUGAUCACCCCCAAGUUUCCAAUUAAGUUGUACUGUCUCUUAUUUUCUUGGUGUCGGAGGAGAAUGACAAUGGGGCUUGGGUCCCUUUUCUCCUGUCAGAGCCUGAAAUAUAGUUCCUUGACUUAAUUUAAAGUUUUUUUGUUUGUUUUUUAAAUCUGGAGGAUUUGUUCCUGCCAAGUUCAGCUUUGCCUUGUCUUGUCUCCAACAGCAUGAAGUGACCCCCUUGUUCUCUUGCUGUCCUGCAUUAAAGCAGGUUUUCUUUUGUACUAUAGCUAAUUUGGUAGGUUUAACAACUUCUAUCCAAUACAUUCAGGGAUGGAGGGUCCCUUAUUUACACAUAGUGAUUCUGCAUUUGCAGUCCCCUUCCCCCUUAUCCAAAAUAACUAAGGGGCAUUACACAGGUUUGGGAGUAGGGUGGGGAAGGGUGAUGUUGAAAGUUGCCAAACUGUUGUGAUGUUUCUUGUCCAAAGUGGUGUGUUAACUUGUGUAACUCUUUUUCUUUGGAAUGCCUUGAAUGGAUGUGAAAAUGUUGUGCCUCUCUUGAAUUCUGAUCUUAGCCAAAUGGGACUCGCUGAUCAUGUCAGUGAAUUUGUGCCAUCCCUAAUCAGUGAAAUGUCCCUUCCUAGUUGUUGAUUAAUGGAAUCAAUCCCUUGAGCAUUUGCUGCACAAUACCACCCCUUUACAUCCUGGCUUUGUUCCUUGUAAAUUGUCUUGGCCUUUGAGUUAAGGUCCAAACAUACAGAACCAAAGUUCCAGAGAAACUGGAAUACUCUGGUCUCUUCCAUAUAGUAAUGGAAGCUUCCAUAUUAGCCUGUGAUCAGAGGAUCCCUUAUUCCAACUGACAUGCUUGGGAUUUUUCACUAAGGAAUUGCAGUCACUGUGUCUUUCAUAUUUUAUGGUGUGGAGAAAGAGGCUCUCCAUUCUAUUUCUUCCUUGUAAAUUUAAGGAGUGAGGGGGAAGGACAGAGUGCUACUGAGGGCAUGGAAGACCUCAUCAUACAUAUAGCAAAGGAGUUCAAAUCAAGUUUGGCACCCAAUCCCCCCUACCCCACAUCCUCCAUUGCAUUUCAGUUUUCUGUGCAUAUAUCACUGAGCUUCCCUACCAGUUCUGCCAACAUACCUCCAAAGCUUCACUGGAGGUUUAGGGAUUAAGUAAGGUGUACUAGUUCAGUCUCCGUCUCAACAGACUGUGCCAAAGGUCUUGAAACUCUGUGUCAGUUACCAGCUGCUGAAACCCAACUGGCUCCAUACUGUGUUGAACAAAACCAAUUUUCUUGUCCUACCCUGUCCUUCCUUUUUAUAAAUUUGUUGGUAUUGGCACAAUUAGACUGUACGUCUUGGCUGGAUUUAACGAACACUGUGAUGUGUACAUAAAUCUGAGUAUCUUGUACCUUCAGCCGUUGUUGGUGUGUGUCCACAACCGAGAAAUAACCAGGUGUAUAAUGUGCUGUUAGGUAGUACAGGAGGCCUUCAUUUUCCUUGGGGAUUAGGUUUCCAGUUACUACAGGAAAUAGCAAAAACGAAAAAUGGAGGGGACCAUUGAGCUUAUGGGAAUCUGGGGGUUAGGUUCCCUGGAAAAUUUCUAAGUCCCCAAAAUCACCCAAAGCGGGGGGGGGGCAGCAGAAAUAGGCAAAGAAUUGCCUAUACUGUACUGAAUGGUAUUGUCCAAUACAGUACUGUACAGAGCACUCACCCUCAGAGGAACAAUCCCAAAGAUGACCUGGACUUUACCUUAAACAGCAGCUCCAAAAGACACUCCAAAUCGCAAGGUACUCCAAAUUCCUGCAAGACACACUCUCCAACCUCCAUCAUCAACUUCUUAACAACCCAUAAAGCUCCUCCUCAACCACACCAAGCUCCAUAAAGCUCCUCCUCAAACCACAUCAAUAUAAGGCACAUGCUUAUAUUGCUAAACUAAAAACUGCAAAUAGCCAAAAACAUAUACUCCAGAAAAAGACCCAUUUGUCAGCCAUGAAUAAGCGAAAUUGCAGAAAACAAACCCAUGGAAAAUGAGGGCCUCCUAUAUAAAAACUACAAAUGUAUAACAGUCAUGUGUACCCUCAUGAUCUCUCCUCCUCUGGAAGGGUGGGGAGUGGAAGGUGGUAUGAACUAGUUGAAAGAGAAACAGGCUGACAAUGCCAAGAGUAGCUGUCAUUUCCAACAUGGCCUAACCCAACUCAUUCCCCACCUUGCUGGGCACGUAGCAGUGUUAGGUUUGCUUGGAAGGAGACCUUACUGUGUAGCUUUAGUUGACCAAAACAAAUACCUCAUUGUGUUUUGUUUUUUAAUUUUAUUUUAUGGUCACCAAAAACGCCAUGCAUGAGGAAGCCCCAUUAGAGGAGUGCCUGAUGUCGGGACAACCAAGUUUCUCAAUCAUUUGCCCACAUCGUGCCAUUGGGAACAGCUUCAUUUGAAUCUAGAAAAAAAUCAGAAUGAGAAGUGGACCAUAACCAGCUUGAUGUAGUAUGUUCCAGCAGAGUUAGAGACAGCUGGAUUAUAGUAAACCUUCUCUGAGAAAAUUAUGGUGUUUCUACCUGGUUGAUGGGGCGAUCCUAUCCAAUAUACUCACUCCACUUGCUGCUGACAACUAGUGAGAGGUUUUCAGUGGAUUUAACUCUUCACUGAAGCAUCAUUGCCUUCUCCUUCCUUUCCUUUAUUAAGCACUCUCAACUAAAGUAAUUAAAAUUGUUGGGACCCUCCCUGGAGUGGCAAGCCGUUUAGUUGGAGAUAGAAACAGUAUUAGGGACUGGAAAAGCAGUUGGCUUUCCUAGUAUAAGGGCUUGAAAUCCAGCUACGGCGAGACACCGUUCCAGCUCAUCCACCUGUGAAAUUCUCUUUCCUCACCAUGACAGGUCACCUUCAGGCCCUGUUAAUCUCAAGAGCUGGCUUCCAUGUUCUGCACCAGUUGCAUCUCUGCCUUUAUAGCAACAGGGCUUUUCCUUCCAUUUGCCUUUAUCUCGGUCGAAACAUUCUCUCCUAAGCUAAAGCUGGAAAAUAAAUUUUAAAAUCCUGUUUCCCCUGCAGAAGGCAGUAAUUUAGGAAGAGAUAAGCAAAUGGCAGGAUGGAUAUUAAUUUGGGUGAUUUGCAUCUCUUGGGAAGGUUUUCUUUAAAUUAUUGGCUAGCCCUGGGGACCUGGUAACAGGUCUAGUUGCCCAGUGGCCAAUGGUUCCGUUACAGCAAGGUUUAAGCUAACCUUCUCUUAAAAGUGUCUUUGUUUCUGCACAUUUUAAAUCAGUUUUUUCUCAGGGGUGACUGAGUGGUCCGAGGGGAGGGGGGGUUCCCCGCAAUGGGGUGGGGGGGGUUCCUCGGACCUCCGCAGCCGGGCCGUGGGCUCCUCACCCUCAGGUUUUGCCUGCAAACCUAGAGGUUUUGUACAGUUUGUCACAUGUCAGUGCCCUUUGCUACUGUUUUCUUUGUUUAUUAAAUGUGUUUGAAUAAUAAUGGAGAUGCUGUGAUUUUUUUUUCCAAUAAAGAUUCUGACAUGA
Molecule: messenger RNA, 5226 nt
Organism: Hemicordylus capensis (graceful crag lizard)
Lineage: Eukaryota; Metazoa; Chordata; Lepidosauria; Squamata; Cordylidae
Gene: KCTD2
Product: potassium channel tetramerization domain containing 2
Exons: 6
Coding region: 367-1131 (254 amino acids)
Biological process (GO): proteasome-mediated ubiquitin-dependent protein catabolic process; protein homooligomerization
Cellular component (GO): cytoplasm; Cul3-RING ubiquitin ligase complex
Molecular function (GO): cullin family protein binding
Source: RefSeq, a predicted model, not a curated record